AGACACCCCCGUCAACCCAAUUGCCUCUCCUUUCUUUCACGUUACGCUCAUUUUCACCUAACUCAACUUAAAACGAUGGAAUCCAUCUUAUAGCAUGGCGGACAGGUUAUCUACGCCGGAGCCGUGCUACGGUAUCCUUCCAACGGGCCGGGAAGUCAAUACAACAGUUUUUUGUCGGGAUCGCAAUUGCUCCUCGGCAAAUCACAGAAUCCCGCGGCCUGAUUAUAAGACCCAGUUAUCGUCUUCCAGCGACAUCACCCAGUCACCUUACAAUUCUCCAUCUGAAGCAGAAUUUCAAAAGCUCAAGGUUGACCCUGAAGAUCCCCAAUCAUACGGCACCAACCGGCGGCUAUCAAAAAGCUCUCUCCCUGCUGGCUCGGCGAGAUGGAAUCCUCGUCAUCUAAUCACCCAAGCUCGUGCCGGAAAGCUCAAGAGGAAACAAUGCAUCCUCUUCAUCUUGGCUCCUAUCACGAUCAUUUUGGUAAUCAUUAUCGCAGUCGUUACAUUUGUCACAGUCAGAGCCAAGAAACACCCAAACUUAACGGUAGACCUGGGCUACACUCAAUACAAAGGCUUCAGAACGCCAGACGGCAUUGACAAGUGGUUUGGCAUGAGGUACGCAGCACCGCCACUGGGUGAUCUCAGAUUCAGGGCUCCCCAAGACCCAUUGGCUGCUUCAAAACAAGAUGCAUUUCAACAAGGAAAGCUGUGCCAUGGCACUCCCUCUACCUACCUCAACCCCACAAAAUCGGAGGAUUGUCUUUUCAUUAAUGUUUACUCUCCUACUAAUAGAACCGCUCUCCACCCGGUCUAUUUCUUCAUCCAAGGAGGUGGAUUCAAUGAUCUGGCUAAUCCUUAUCUGACCGGAGACGAAUUGAUUAAGGCCGCCGGCAAUGAUAUUGUGGUUGUUACCUCUAAUUAUCGAGUGGGACCGUGGGGUUUUCUAGCCAGUAAGGAAAUCAAAGAGGAUGGGGAUUUGAAUGUUGGACUGCUUGACCAGAGGAAGGCGUUGGCCUGGGUUCAGAAGUAUAUCCACUUGUUUGGAGGUGAUCCCAACCACGUUACAAUUGAUGGAGCUUCUGCUGGCGCAGCGUCGGUUGAUCUUCACCUUACCGCAUACGGAGGCCGCGACGACAAGCUUUUCCAUGCUGCUGUCGGACAGAGUAAUUCCUUUGGAGCCCAGCUGACAGUCAACGAGUCACAAUACCAAUACGAUGGCCUUGUUAACCGCACAGAGUGUCGCAAGUCGACAGACACCUUAAAGUGUCUCCGUGGGCUUGCUGUGGAAGUUAUCGCUAGCAAUAACAUGAUCAUGCGCACUCCCGGCGCCAAGGGGACUCCUCUCUUUAUGUACUCGAAUGUUAUCGAGGGGCCUGGGGGAUUCACAGAGGAUUACACGUAUAAUAUGUACGCCGAUGGCAAAUUCAUCAAAGUACCAGUCAUAUUCGGUUCUGUUGCUAAUGAAGGCACUCUCUUCACACCAUCGAAGACAGAUAAUGUGACAGACAUGACCAACUUCCUAAAAAACAACUUCGGCAAGCUUACAACCGACCAACUAGACCAUAUCGUCAGCCUCUACCCACAUGAUGAAACCAAGUACCCAGGCAGAGGAGCUUGGUGGAGGACAGCCGCUGACGCAUACGGUGAGCUUCGGUACAACUGUCCUGGCCAAUUCAUGAGCCGCAUGUUUGAAAACCACACCGAUGGAACAUCCAACUGGCACUACAGCUGGGAUGUCAGCCCACCCAUCAACACAAAGUCUGGAAUGGGGGCCAUGCACGCUGCGACCAUGUAUUCCAUUUGGGACAUCGCGACCGGAAUUGGCGCCGAAUUAAACCCCACGAUCCAGGCAUACUGGACGUCGUUCAUCCGGACCAAGAACCCGAACCACUACCGGCUUCCGGGGACCGUGGAAUGGGGCACGUUUGGGACUGGGAUGGAGCGGCUCGAUUUCCCAAAUGAUCCGCAGAAUGUCUCCAUGGAGGCGGUGGGGGCGAGCGAGAAGGCGAGGUGCCAAUAUUAUAGUACUAUCGGGAACCUUAUUGGGAACUGAAAGGUUAUGAGAAGGGAGAGAGCAUUUAACUAGACACAUCAGGCAUUAGAAAUGGUUUAUAAUGGUUUAGAAUAGAAGCGAAAUGGGAAUUUAUCUGCGAGGCG
This is a messenger RNA of Pseudogymnoascus verrucosus, 2157 nucleotides long. RefSeq lists its product as uncharacterized. The record is from RefSeq and is a predicted model, not a curated record. The transcript is spliced from 5 exons. Bases 95 to 2053 code for a protein of 652 amino acids. NCBI's taxonomy places the organism in Eukaryota, Fungi, Ascomycota, Leotiomycetes, Thelebolales, Thelebolaceae.